AUGACUGCCAUUAAAGAUGCCAAUAUUGUGAAAAUUGCGGUAGAGAUGCAGGAUCAACUUCCUCAACUAAUCGAAUUCAAUCAAAAGCAACCACUAGCUUCCAUAAUUCAAGAACUUAGUAAUGGCUGGGGCUUGUCAGAAGCUGAACAAUAUGCAUUGCAAUUUUCUGAACAGAACAACAAGAACUACAUAACUGAAAAAAACAGAAAUGAAGUUAAAAAUGGAUCAGUGUUGAGACUGACACAUUCACCACUUAAAACAGUAGCAGAUAUUCUUCAAAGUUUAAAUUCUCGUACCUUGGAAGACAAAACAGAAUCACUAGAAAAACUAUCAAUUUUAAGCGCUGAUAAUACUUUUGCUUUAGAAUUCAUUAAUAAGCAAGGCCUGACAUUGGUUAUUAACUUGAUUGGUGGUGGUAAAUACAAAGGCAUUAUGUUAGCUUAUUUACUGAAAUCAUUUGUUGAAUUGAUGGACCAUGGGAUAGUUUCAUGGGACAUCCUUGAAGUACCUUUUAUAAGUACUGUUGCAAGCUAUGUCAACAAUUUUCCUGUUCAGCAAGAUGGCAAAGUGAUCCAAGCAUCACUAUCUAUUUUGGAAAAUAUAUUAGUGAAUAGUACUGGAAAGUAUGCAGUUGUAGAAAAAGAAGUUGCUUUCCCCAAUCUUGAAUCCCAUUUACAGUCAUCAAAUCCUAUAAUUCAACAAAAUAGUUUAGCUCUCAUAAAUGCCUUUUUGUCUAAAGCUCAAGAUGUCACAAAAAGAAAAGCUAUUGCUGACCAAGUAUGUUCAACUCAAGUUCGAAGCUCUAUUUUGUCAAAUAUAAUUCAGGCAUCUUCAGGCCAGGUUGGGACUGAAAUGGCUCACCAACUUUAUGUUUUCCAAACUUACUAUCUUGGUCUUCUUGAACCUCGAAUGAGAACCAAGAUGGAUCAACAGGACCAGGACGCUCAUGAUAAAAUUAAAGAAUUAAGAAGAAUAGCAUUCGAUACUGAAGGCACUAGUGGAGCCGAUUCAUUUGCUCGUAAACAGUUAGGGGUUUUUGCAAAGGAUUACAAAAAACUCGGGUUCAAAUGUGACAUAAAUCCAGCACUGGAUUUUACCGAAACACCACCAGGCAUGCUUGCUUUGGACUGCAUGAUAUAUUUUGCACGUAAUCAGACCGAAAAUUAUACUAAGGUUGUUCUUGAAAAUUCUUGCCGAGCAGAUGAACAUGAAUGUCCUUUUGGUCGUACAUCGGUAGAACUAGUGCGAUUGCUUUGUGAUUUAUUACACAUCGGUGAAUCUCCUUCUGAACAAGGGCAUAUAUUUUACCCACUCUUUUUCACCCAUGAUCACCCAUUCGAAGAAUUCUUUUCUAUUUGUAUAGUUCUUUUAAACAAAACAUGGAAGGAGAUGAGGGCAACAAUUGAAGACUUUGGUAAGGUGUUUAGUGUCGUACGGGAACAGAUAACUAGGGCUCUUGCUUCUCAGCCCAGUGCUCUUGAUAAAUUUAGGGCAAAACUCUUUUUUCUCACUUACAGUGAGAUCACAAAUCUUUGGCAACAAGAAAGAACUUCCCGCGAAGAGUGGGAAUCACACGCACGACCUAUUGUCGAGCUCAAAGAAAUGAUAACUCCUGACAUCCUAGAUCUAAUAAAACAGCAAAGGCUUGGUUUCCUGGUUGAAGGCACUAGAUUUACUAAAUAUUCACAAAGAGGACAGAGAAUCAAAGAUAAGUUUUGGUAUGUUCGUUUGUCUCCUUCGCACAAAGUAUUUCAUUAUGGAGAUUGUGAUGAGAAAAUGACACCAACAUUCGAGCAGCUUCCAAAUAAACUUGCUGUUAUUGACAUAAAGGCUCUCGUUACUGGUAAAGAGUGUCCUCAUAUGAAAGAUGCCAGAGGGAGAAAAACAACUCAUCAGCUUGCAUUUUCUUUAACACUUGAUUCAGUUGAAGUUCAAUCUCUCGAUUUCGUGGCCCCUGAUGAACAAGUUUUUGACUACUGGACAGAUGGAAUCAAUGCACUUCUGGGUAAUAAGAUGGUCAGUAAGGAAACCGAAAAUGACUUGGAAACAUUACUUUCGAUGGACAUCAAGCUGCGCCUACUAGAUGCCGAAGGGAUCGAUAUUCCUGAGGACCCACCAGCUGUCCCAGCUGAUCCUCCUAACUAUGAUUUUUGCUGCAACAUCAAAUGA
Molecule: messenger RNA, 2169 nt
Organism: Nezara viridula (southern green stink bug)
Lineage: Eukaryota; Metazoa; Arthropoda; Insecta; Hemiptera; Pentatomidae
Source: the annotation of a GenBank genome assembly